AUGUGGUUUGGGCAACUGAUCAUCGGGCCGCCGGGGUCGGGGAAAUCCACGUACGUGGCAGGAGUGGAACAUAUAUUGAAGCAGAUAAACAGAAAGUUGGUGCUAAUCAACCUGGACCCAUUUGUGGAGAAUGAUGUGUACAAGGCAGACGUAAACAUUAGUGAACUUGUAGAUAUAAAAAAAGUGUUCUGCGACCUGGGCUUAGGACCCAAUGGCACUCUCAUAUAUUGCAUGGAAUACCUUCUAAUGAACUUUGACUGGCUUGAGGAAAAGCUAAAUGAACACAAGGAUCACUACCUACUUAUUGAUACUCCCGGACAAGUGGAGUUGUAUACACAUAAUGAUGCCUUAAGAAAGAUUGUUCAAAAAAUGACCAAGAUAAAUUGUAGACUAACGUCGGUGCAUAUUGUUGACAGUACUUUAUGCUCCGACAACUAUAAAUAUGUUAGUGCACUACUGUUAUCCUUGUGUAGUCAAAUUCACUUGGAGUUACCUCAUGUGAAUGUUUUCUCCAAAAUUGACUUGUUAAAAUAUUUUAAGGACGAUUUAAAUUUCCCUCUGAGUUACUACGUGCAAGCGCAGAAUUUGGAGCAACUCAUGUUAUAUGCGCGCUACCAGAAUGAGUCCUCUUCCGACUCUGAGAUGGGAGACUCACCAAAGAACUCCUCAAAUGACAAAAACCACUGUGCCCAGGGCUCCAUCAAACAGGUCAUACAGGAUGAAAUAAAUACUGGUAAUAUAAGAAAUGCCAGGAAAAACUACAGGAGAUUCUCCAACAAAUAUCUGAAGCUAAACGAGUACAUAUGCGAAACGGUGGAAGAUUACAACAUUAUCAACUUUGCCCUUCUAGAUAUACAAGACAAAUAUAGUGUUCUUAAGUUACUAAAAAUUAUUGAUGGAGCUAAUGGCUUUCGCUUUAGCUCCAUUUAUUCCGAGUACUCUCUCUUUGACACGUACGUUGAAGCCAUUGAGUAUGACUGCGACGAUAUUCAGGAAAAGAUCGUCGACGUUUCGGAUGAAGAGAAAUUCGCGUCCCAAUCUGCGCACCCUCCUAACGGGUGA
Plasmodium knowlesi strain H is the source of this 1062-nucleotide messenger RNA. Its product is annotated as GPN-loop GTPase, putative. The record is from RefSeq and is a predicted model, not a curated record. Lineage: Eukaryota; Apicomplexa; Aconoidasida; Haemosporida; Plasmodiidae. The transcript has a single exon. Gene Ontology annotation, cellular component: cytoplasm. Gene Ontology annotation, molecular function: GTPase activity. Bases 1 to 1062 code for a protein of 353 amino acids.